AAUGCAUUUACCAAAGCUUCACUGUCGCAAUUCAUCAGCCACUGUUCACAUUCCUUGGAACAUUCAAAUAACCGUAAGUACCAAAGCCUCUCAGCGACAGUCGCUGAAGUGAAAACAGGUCUGUUCUCCAUCGCAUGAAGGGGCUAACCUCAAAUAUUUGUUUACUCCGGAAUGUGUAUUUUUAACCGGACUACGAAUUAUUGAUUUGUAAUAAUAUAUCUCCAUAUUUUAUAAUAUUUUGAAGGACUCGUUAUUAAAAUUCCAAACUUCAACUUACACUUUUGAUUGUAAAAUGCCUACGACAAAGAGAACAGCACCAAAUAUCCUCAUAACAGGUACCCCUGGAGUGGGCAAAAGCACAAUGGCUGAGAAAUUAGCCCAAAGAACCGGCUUGAUCUGGCGGGAUGUCAGUAAACUUGCAAUUGACAAUGGAUGUCUGGAAGAAUAUGAUGAAGUGUACAAAUGUCCUGUGCUAGAUGAAGACACACUGUUGGAUAGCAUGGAGACCUACAUGGGCAAAGGAGGCAACAUCGUCGACUACCACGGUGCUGAUUUCUUCCCAGAAAGAUGGUUUGACAUUGUUUUUGUUCUUCGUACCAGCAACACAAUCCUUUAUGAUCGUCUGACAGCCAGGGGCUACCUGGGAAAGAAACUCGAGGACAAUAUUGACUGUGAAAUAUUUCAGACAAUUUUAGACGAGGCCAAAUCCUCAUACAAAGAGGAAAUCGUUCACGAAUUACAGAGUAAUACACAAGAGGAAAUUGAGGCGAAUGUUAAUAGGGUUUGUCAGUGGCUGGAGCAGUGGAAGCAAGAUAAUCAAGUUGUAUAAAUAAAGUCCUUUGAAGUAUUUAUUUA
Molecule: messenger RNA, 855 nt
Organism: Diachasma alloeum
Lineage: Eukaryota; Metazoa; Arthropoda; Insecta; Hymenoptera; Braconidae
Gene: Ak6
Product: adenylate kinase isoenzyme 6
Exons: 3
Coding region: 293-829 (178 amino acids)
Cellular component (GO): cytoplasm; nucleus
Molecular function (GO): ATP hydrolysis activity; AMP kinase activity; ATP binding
Source: RefSeq, a predicted model, not a curated record